Molecule: messenger RNA, 1475 nt
Organism: Ectocarpus sp. CCAP 1310/34
Lineage: Eukaryota; Phaeophyceae; Ectocarpales; Ectocarpaceae
Source: the annotation of a GenBank genome assembly
UGCCUGUGUGGCGUGAGCUACCUGCCAUAUUGGCCCUUACCUGUGUAUGUAAUGUCUCUCAUCGAGUCUUACAUCCGAGCAGAGGAACGAGUACGCCAGGCUUCGUCUAGAUUUGGCAGCGUGGUGGGGGAAACCCACGGUCGGUCGGUGACAGUCGUGGUUGCUGCUGCCGACAACGACGGCCCUUGUGGUCUCAGUGCCGCUGAUCUUGCAUCGUUCGAAAGCGAGAAAACAAGAGAUAAGCUGAAGCUUAAGGCAGAUCACGUUGCAAAGUUCCACCGAAAGGUGGUCAGACGCCUAGCUACAGAAAAGCGCGCCGCACAUGCCCACACUCGUGGUGGAAGGGCUGUAAAAGCACAAAUAGGUUCCGCCGACAGUUUUGCGAAUUUCGGGGAUCGGUUGGAACCUCGUGGACUUGCGCCUAGGGAGGCACAAGGCACACCGAGGGAACACACCUUGCCACGGGAUGAGGCACCAAAUUUCCAAGCUAUCAAGGUCAUCGGAGUGCGCGGACACAAGGGCAGCCUGGCGGAUGCUGAUACUGAAUCAAGGAUGGCCCUAGCGGCCUAUCGCCAGUGUUGAAAGGCCACCACGUCAUGUGGACAGUUGUAGAUACACACAUUUUUUGUACAUGGUUUUUCACAACGAAGAUUGAGAUUUGGAAAUGUAGGUAUCACCACGCUUUGGUGAAAGGACUUGGCUUCGGUGUAGCUAUGACCUACUUUACUUUUGUCGGGCCAACGCGUAUGAUUGUUGCAUGUUGUUGACAUGCCUCGUCCAGGGACUUCCUAUCGUAUCGGGUACAUAACAGAUGGACACCAUGGUUUGUUGAAAUUCGGUGGUUCGAGACCCGCUUAACUGCCGCAAAGCUUGCUGCUCGUUGGCUCCCCUAUUCGAACUGAUUAUGUUUUGCCGGUAGAGAGGCCUGUAGAAUAGAGUUAAUGUUUUAGGUAUCAGGCACCCCGGACGUGCGGCACACAGUGAGGUGUACGUUUAGUUUUGUCGAGCUUUUCGAGCUUUUGGGCACACGUACAUGUAAGAUGGACGGACGCAGAUACACAACGACGCAUGUAUACGCGUGCUAGUUGAUGGUGUUGUGUCUUUUACGUUGUCAGCGAUUAAUUUCCAAGUUGGAUUCGUUCAAGAACCUCGAGAGGGUCUUGGGUCCAGCUGUUCGCAGGACAACAACCGUCUUUCUCGGUAUUCCCUACAACGACUGACUUUUGUAUAUAUAUCGUGCUCCACGUUUUUGCAUCUUUUCACUGGACCGUCGUCGUAUGUCAUUAGCAUCCUUUGGGCUGCUACCGAUGGCGGCGCAACAGUUGGAAUGUUGGAUAUAGCAUACAAUCGGGGAAGUUGUCAGUAACUUGUGCCCCGUCAGUCAUUAGUGAAUACAGUUUGAGUCCAAAGCGCUACAGAAGUGGCAUACAUACAGCGUAUUAGUAGACAAACACAGCCGUUAUUAGUGUGGACAG